AUGUUUAAAACAAUUUUAAUUGUUUUUGUUAAUAUUUUAUUGGCAAACUGUGAAGAAAGCAGCAAUCCGUUAACAUCAAAUGCAAACUUUUUAGAGGUUAUAGCUUUUAGAAAAUUGGGCUCGUAUAGAGGAUUUGCUGCAGAUGGUGUAGAAUAUCACAAAACAUAUUAUCUUUCAAGAAAUGUUUGGCUAACUUGGGCUGAAGCAUUAUCAUUUUGCAAAUCUUAUAACUUGGAAUUCUUGACACUUGAUGCUCCAGAAGAAGCAGAAGCAUACUUCAACUUAGUUGACACAAAUGCAUUUUUUAAAACUCAAUCUACAGCAUGGUUCUAUGUUGAUGCUUUCGCAAUGACAUUGAAUUCUCGUACAGAUUGGUAUUGGUCAACGACAGGACAAAAAGUUUCUUUUCCUAUUCCUUGGCACCCAAAUCAUCCUCGACAUCAGUAUUGUCUUUGUCUUAACAAAGAAAGUUUAAAUGCCAGAUUUUAUUUUUAUGACGCAGGAUGUAAUGGAGCUGCUGGAGCUGCAUGUCAAAAAACUACCAUUUUAUCUGCUAAUUCUAAAAAGUAA
Molecule: messenger RNA, 570 nt
Organism: Chironomus riparius
Lineage: Eukaryota; Metazoa; Arthropoda; Insecta; Diptera; Chironomidae
Source: the annotation of a GenBank genome assembly